This is a messenger RNA of Acanthoscelides obtectus, 723 nucleotides long. The record is from the annotation of a GenBank genome assembly. Lineage: Eukaryota; Metazoa; Arthropoda; Insecta; Coleoptera; Chrysomelidae.
AUGAUUGCAAGUGCAGAACGUGGACAAUUGACAACCAUCAUCGGAUGUUGUAAUGCAGCUGGUAGCUUUCUUCCACCUUUCCUAAUUUUUGCAAGAAAGAAGAUGCAAGCAAGACUUCUUGGUGGAAGCCCGCCAGGGACUCAAGCAACGUGUAUACCUAAUGGUUGGACAUCAGGCGAAGUCUUCUUGAACUGGAUGCAUUUCUUCGUAGAGCAAGUGAGGACAACAUCAGACAAAAAGGUCCUAUUACUAUUAGACAACCAUGAAAGCUCCAACUACUACCCUGCACUUGAGUAUGACACCAAGAAUAAUGUGGUCAUAUUAUCCUUAAUACCGCGUACUACUAACAAAAUGCAACCUGUGGAUGUUGCUGUGUACGGCCCACUGAAAACUCAUUUUGAAAAGGAAGUCAAUAUUUUAAAAAAAUCUCACCCCGCUCGCAUCAUCAACCAGUACGAUGUAGCUAGAUUGCUAGCACCAGCUUUUCUCAACACUGCUGUGGCUAUCAAUGCAGUGCAUGUAUUUGAACGACCUGGAAUUUGGCCUAUAAACAAGAACACUUCUGGUGAUGAGCAUUUUGCACCAGCCGAGGUACUUGCAGGUACAUCCACUUCUAGUACUCAGUCUGAAACUUUAUCCUCACUGGGAAUAUUUGAUCUGCCUGAAUCUGCUGUUCAAGCGUCACCUUUAAUUGAUUCUCACGAUCAACCCACAUUACCUUGA